Messenger RNA from Crotalus tigris (Tiger rattlesnake), 1517 nucleotides. It is a transcript of the gene DNAJC22, whose product is annotated as DnaJ heat shock protein family (Hsp40) member C22. The record is from RefSeq and is a predicted model, not a curated record. The transcript is spliced from 3 exons. NCBI's taxonomy places the organism in Eukaryota, Metazoa, Chordata, Lepidosauria, Squamata, Viperidae. Gene Ontology annotation, biological process: endocytosis. Gene Ontology annotation, cellular component: plasma membrane; early endosome. Bases 181 to 1182 code for a protein of 333 amino acids.
ACAAAGUCUAUUAGCCUUGUGAGGUCAAAGGCUCUCUCAGGCAUUAGAAUUGCCUCCAUUUUCCUGAUGUUCCCUCUGACAAUGAGCUGAAAGAACUAUUAUUUGGCAUCCAGGGAGGAUGGACUACAAAAAACAGCACUGUCUGCAGUGAGACGUCUGGUGGUGCUAUGGCCAAAUGAGAUGGCCAAACGUCUUGUGGUGGCUAUUGCUCUCUGGGCUUUGGGGGGCCCUACUGGGCUUCACCAUCUCUACUUAGGCAGAGAUAACCAUGCCUUACUCUGGAUGUUGACUUUGGGUGGCUUUGGCAUAGGGUGGCUUUGGGAGCUGUGGCUGCUCCCUGGUUGGGUAGCACAGGCAAAUGGUACGCCAGACUUGCCCAACAGUCAACUCCCACCUUUAAACCCUGUGCGUUUUCUUGGCCAAGCUUUAGUAGGCAUCUAUUUUGGGGUAGUAGCUUUGAUUGGUCUCUCUACUCUGCCAGGUUUUUACUUUCUGGCCCUUCCUCUGGCUGUGGGUCUUGGAGUUCAUUUGGUGUCUGAAGUGGGCAACCAAGCCUCCAAUCUUCAAGCAACCUUAACGGCUGCCUUUAUAACUGCACCAAUCUUCUAUGGCCACCCUCUGGGGAUCUUGCCCAUUACUCUCACCACUAGUGUGACAGCCCAGAAUUACCGACGCUAUAAAACCGUCAAUCGCACCAAGAAGAAGCUUAGCCUCCGACUUUACCGACUAGGCCUGGCCUAUCUGGCAUUCACAACACCACUGGCCUACUCUGCCUUCAGCAAUACAACAGCAACUGCCAACUACAUAGCCAGCACGAUUGGAGCAGCCCUGGAUUAUGUCAGCGUGUUUCCAUCAUUGAGUGGAAUAUUGGAAUGGGUGCUGCUUCUCCCUUACCGUGCCGGGAAGAUGUUGGGUUUAAGUGGUGGCUAUUUCCAGGAAUGGGAAAACAUUUUAAAAUUUGUACAAUCUUUCCAGGAUGAAAGAUGUCAGAUGGCGUAUCAGAUCUUAGGUGUCCCUAAUGAUGCCACUCCAGAAGAAAUUACCAAAAGUUACAGGGAGCUGGUGAAGCUUUGGCAUCCUGAUCAUAAUCGACAUCAAGUAGAAGAAGCUGAAAGACGUUUUAUUGAAGUGCAAGCUGCCUACGAACUCCUCAUGCAGACAAAGAAGCCAAAAUCUGCAUGACUGCAUUUUAGACAGCACAGAAAUUUUUUUACCAUCAAACAGCUGGGGAUUAAACCAUUAUUAUUAAAGUAAUGGUUCUCAAAAUAACAUGGACCAAGAUAUCAAAAAGGGAAUCAGUGCCAUCAAUCUUUGCUGGUUUCUGCCCCUGAAAUAUAUGUACGAUAUCAAAAGAAAGGUAUCUUAUUUAUCAAAUAAAUCCUACUAUGUUAACAAUGGGAAAAUGAACCUCAUCCUUUCUAACUUCAGUGAAAAUAAAAUAAGAAUUGCAUAAAAUCAUCUUGCAGGGGAGAUGGGCAGCACAGAAAUUUAAUAAUAAAUAAAAAUGUUCUCACUAA